AUGGUCGAUAAUGCCCUUUACAGAAAAUUUAAUGACCAUGAAAUAAUUCCAUAUUUGAUACAAUUUUGGAAUGGAGUUGAUUUGUAUUAUCGUCAAUUACAAAAUCCACGGUACAAAUUGUGUGUCGCAGGAGUAGCAAUAGCUCAGGAUCAAAAUGUCUGGAGUGUAUUAUCUCCAUCAUCCUCGUGGAGGGGACAGAGUUUAAUUAGAUUCAAUUCAGUAAUAUCUCAAAUGGGUCCUUGGUUACGAAAUGCUGGAAAUUCAAUCCCCAUUAAUAGCUACGACACUCAUAUUGUUAUGACACCUUAUCGUGAUGGCGUUGAGGUCCAAUCUGGAGUGCUUGGAAUGGCAUAUGUAUCCAGUGCAUGUUCUAAUGUGAAUGGAUUUGACGCACAAGGAGGAGCUAUUUACGAAACCGGUAAUUUACAUGGUAUCCUUACUGCUGUUCAUGAGUUAGGUCACGUCUUUGGUGCAAAUCACGACGAAAGUGGGCCUUGUUCUCCUCGUUCAAUAAUGGCGCCUGUUGCGUCUCCGUCCAAUGAAAUAUGGUCACAAUGUUCAAUAAAUGAUUUUAAUAACAACCUUAGAAAUCGAGAUUUUUCAUGCAUGUACAAUCAACCUGCUUUUGAUAAUGGUGCUGGUAAUGGUAAUAUAAAUCCACCAACAAUCAACACUCCGAUACCUCAUGAUCCGAAUCGUAACGAUAAUCAAGCACCAACAGUGUUCCACGUCGAAAUCACCGACGAUAGAGACCAAUUAACUGUUGGUUUGAAAGAUUUUUCAGAGAACCGCAAAAUAAAGAUCUACUACGACCGUUAUAAGCUGGUGAUAACCCAACGAGACACCGACUAUUCGUCAACAUCAACUGGCUACAGACAAGACCUUCAAAUACGUGUAGCUGAUAAUAGGAUGAUCACACUGGAUCCAUCAGAAAUAAAUCCAUCAAAAUUGAUAUAUAUUUACCACGAUAAUGGAUACAUUUACGUUUAUCAAGGUAGAAAACCCGGAAGUGACACAAAUGAUGUAACUCAACCACCAGUUAAUAACAAUCCCGGAGGAUUUGAUCAUUGGCCGUGGGGAUAUCAAUAUGCAUUUUGUUUUGGAAGAUCGUAUUUCCAAUUAAACAAAUUGGUAUCGAUAAGUUUCAGGGACAAUAGAUUAUAUGUAUCACAGCUUAAUGCUCCAAAUAAUAAUAAUGUAAAUAGCCCACCUCCACCUUCUGAUCUGGCGUACACUGGACCUGAUACAAAGGGAAUAUAUAUUAUUCCUAGUGAAAUAAAACCUAAUAAAGAAGUUUGUGCAUGGCAAGCUAAUGGUCAGAUACAUGUUAGAACUCGAAAUACGAAUUCUGCACAUUAUAGUUAUUGGCAUUACUAGGAGGGUAAGUUAUUCGUAAUGUGUCAGCAC
Molecule: messenger RNA, 1407 nt
Organism: Microplitis mediator
Lineage: Eukaryota; Metazoa; Arthropoda; Insecta; Hymenoptera; Braconidae
Exons: 5
Coding region: 1-1377 (458 amino acids)
Biological process (GO): proteolysis
Molecular function (GO): metalloendopeptidase activity
Source: RefSeq, a predicted model, not a curated record